AUGCUAGAUACCAGAGAAGGCGACUGGGCAGUGUAUCGUUUAGUCAUUGCUCAACGUUGGAUAUGCAGCGCACCAAGAUUGUUAAGGGAGCUGAUGGCGCCCUUGGGCGUCGCUUUGGCCAGAUCCUGGAGAGGUGACGAGAGUACUCAGUUGUAUAACGAAGAGUUCUGCCAUCCUCCCAUCCCAACUGUUUCCAACGUCGAAGGUCGUGUUUUGCCAGUUAAUGCAGUCGAAGUCAGUGCUGCGCAAAAACUAAGUCGAACAAGGCAACCGGUCAUAAUCACAUACCUACUGAUGUCUGGAAAGCUGCUAAGUGAUCGCAACUCUAUUUAA
Messenger RNA from Necator americanus (New World hookworm), 333 nucleotides. RefSeq lists its product as uncharacterized. The transcript has a single exon. Lineage: Eukaryota; Metazoa; Nematoda; Chromadorea; Rhabditida; Ancylostomatidae. The record is from RefSeq and is a predicted model, not a curated record. The coding region runs from base 1 to 333 and encodes 110 amino acids.